AUGUCCGGACUUCGCGAAGGUGAGGAUUGCAUCAACGGGGAUCGUGAAAUGCGGUCAAUUACGUCCUACUUCUCGCGCCUGAGGAGUCUGGCCCUCAACGACAGCGUCUCUUCAAAGUCUGCAAGCUCUCUCAAUGGCAUAUCGCAGAAGCCUGUUCUGGUAAUGGGCAACCCCUCGGCAGACCUGGAUAGCUUCAUCUCCGCCGUCGUGACCUCGUUUUGCUACAAUCUGGCCGGAAACGAGGCGGCCCAUACGAGAAAAACCACCUAUAUACCCAUCCUGAACCUGCCGUCUGUCGGGUCAAGCGAGCUAUGGCGACUUCGGCCAGAGUUUGGCGUUGCUGUGCGAUUGGCAUUGGGGGAAUCGCCUGACACGGUCGGCAAGGAGGGGCGAGAGCAGGGCAAGACUGAUGCACUGAGGGAACUCAUCACCAUCGCGGACAUCAAGGCUGAUGAAGGAUCAUCGCUAUAUAAGCUAUUCACCGCCGACUCCAACGACUCCGAACCACAGCACCCAGACCCGACCACCGGGAAGCAGCCCCUCUUCUUGGUCGACCACAACUCCCCGUCAAUACCAGGCCUGUCGGACGAAGCCAUUUCGGCCCGGUUCACCGUAACGGGCUGCAUCGACCACCAUGUCGACGAAAACUACGUCGGCCCGGAUGCGGACCCAAGGAUCGUCACCACCGGGAUCGGGAGCUGCACCAGUCUCGUGGUCACGCACCUGCGCGAACGUGGGAUGUGGCCCACCACCUCCUCGACCAGGCAGACACAAGAACAACAGACUCCGAGCCCCCCUCCUCCUCCUUCACCUCCACACGUCGACCCGGAGGUGCUGCAGCAGAUAUCCAAGCUCGCUCUGGCCCCGAUCCUCAUCGACACCUGGAACCUGAGGGCCACGGGUGACAAGUGCUCCGACACGGACCGGGAGGUCGUGCGCUUUCUCGAAUCCGUCAUCGCCGCCACCGCGGUGCACACAGAAGCGCCCUCGCAACCACCAGCAGCAGCGGCAAAAUGGGACGGGCGCGACGCCUUCUUCUCCUGCAUCGCCACCGCCAAGGCCGACUCGCUCGACCUGUUGACCAUGCAAGAGGUGUUUGGUCGCGACUACAAGGUCUGGACGGAGCGCCCCUCCGGGUCCGGCGAGAGCAAGGAAAUCAACAUCGGCAUCUCCAGCCUGGUGAAACCGCUUUCCUGGCUCGUCUCCCACGCCGGCCGUGAGAGCGAAGGGCCCGCCCGAAGUGGCAACGCCGUCGACGCAUUCCUGUCCGAGGUCACCGCCUUUGCCACCGACCCGGCGCGGCAACUAGGCGUGUUCUGUCUGCUCACACGCACGGGCGAUGGGCGGAAAGAAGUUGCCGUGCUGGUCCUGGACGAAGACGUCAAGGCCGCGGUCGACGCGUUCGAGGCGAGGAGCCGCGACGAGCUACGCUUGUCGGACUGGACAGCUGCGACUGAAGAUGGGACCAGCACGAGAAACAGCAAUAGCGGUGAUGGUGGUGAUAAGGAGAAAGAGGCGGGAGAGGAGGAAGCGCAAGUCAAAGGACUCACGGAGGCGCUGACAAAGACGUUCGGCGACAAGGGGCAGUGGAAGAUCUGGUGGAUGGGAGAUACGAGUAAAAGUCGGAAACAAGUUGGGCCGCUGCUGAGGGAGGCGGUGAGAGAUCUCUAA
Messenger RNA from Fonsecaea erecta, 1671 nucleotides. RefSeq lists its product as hypothetical. Gene Ontology annotation, molecular function: exopolyphosphatase activity. Bases 1 to 1671 code for a protein of 556 amino acids. The record is from RefSeq and is a predicted model, not a curated record. Gene Ontology annotation, cellular component: cytoplasm. Lineage: Eukaryota; Fungi; Ascomycota; Eurotiomycetes; Chaetothyriales; Herpotrichiellaceae. The transcript has a single exon.